GCCGGCAGAUCGGCUCCGUUUACAAAUCCAUCUUUGACCUGCUUCAACCAGCAAUUGGCUGAGAACCCAAGUCCCGACCGUUGUCAGCAACGCAUAUCACGCUCUGUUUGACUCUAACCGAAGAACACAAUCCAUCGGGAAAGCAAACAAACAAACGAGCCAUUAUGAAUGCCCUCCGCCCGGCGACCCGCGGCGCCGCCGCCGUCGCCCUCGCCCGCCAACCCCUCCGUGCCAUCCUGCCGCUAGUGUCCCAGCGCUUGUCAAGCUCGUCCUCACAACCGAAACCUCAAAACGACCUCGAAGUAGGCGAGUUACAGGGCGUCCAAUUCAAGGUCGAACCCCUCCGCCGCGUAGGCGAAGACCCCUCCACCAUGCGCGCACGGCUUCUCUACCAAUCCCGCAAGCGCGGCACGCUCGAAUCCGACCUGCUCCUCUCCACCUUUGCCUCCGCCCACCUCGCCCGCAUGACGCCAGCCCAGCUGGCCGAGUACGACCUCUUCCUGGACGAGAACGAUUGGGAUAUCUAUUACUGGGCCACCCAGGACGCCGAACCCCCUUCGUCUUCGUCUUCUUCUGCUGCCACCUCAGAAGGAAAAUCACAAACACAACCAUCGCCAUCCGGAAGAUACGAGGAAGACGAAGGGAGGACGACGACGACGACGUCAUCAAACGACCCCGGCGCGCAACCGCACCCGCGCCCCGGCGAGUGGGCGCAGACGGUGGGCACCUUCAAGCCUGCCUACCGGCCUGUGCCGGCGCGGUGGAGGGACAGCGAGAUACUGCGGAUGCUGAGGGCGCAUGUGGAGAGCAGGCGGGGGCAGGGGAAUGGUGGGAUGGGGUUCAUGCCGCCGCUGGAGGAGUAUAAGAUGUGAAAGGUUGAAGGUGUAUGCUAUUCAAGGGAGUUGUAUGAGUUCCGGGCAAGUUAUGUAUGAUUUGUGAGUUUGUAUCGUACGUGAUGAGGUAUGUGUAGUAUGUAAAAGCAGGGGCGGGGCAAACCUAUGACCUACUAGUACAUUAGAGUGGAUGGACGUAUACGGAACACAAGAAGACUGUACCGUAUGGUGCUUGGAAAGGGCAAAAUGGAAAAUGGGCCAGGAGAAAAGCACAUCAUGGAACAUGCAACCGGGCGCUUGACCCUCGACUUGAUGGGAUACACCUCGAUCAAUAUCAAAC
Chaetomium strumarium is the source of this 1173-nucleotide messenger RNA. Its product is annotated as Flavinator of succinate dehydrogenase-domain-containing protein. The transcript is spliced from 2 exons. Bases 165 to 872 code for a protein of 235 amino acids. Gene Ontology annotation, biological process: tricarboxylic acid cycle; protein-FAD linkage; mitochondrial respiratory chain complex II assembly. The record is from RefSeq and is a predicted model, not a curated record. NCBI's taxonomy places the organism in Eukaryota, Fungi, Ascomycota, Sordariomycetes, Sordariales, Chaetomiaceae. Gene Ontology annotation, cellular component: mitochondrion.